GAAUGUAUCAUCUUCUUUUCUUUCCCUUCUCGCUCUCUGCUAGGGAUUGGACAUUCUUCGCUUGCCCAUAAGCUUCCUCGUAUAAGAACGAUCUUCCGGGUCCCUUCUUCCUCCCUCCUCCUCGACGUUUCUCUCGUUUCAUCGUUCCUCGAAUCCGAGUCGAAAUACCCUUACUCCUCCGCCCUCGAGCACAUUACAUUGUCCUAGGACACUUUGCAUAAUGCCCCUCAUCAAGACGACAGAGAUCAACGAGGACACUCGCGUCCUCGGAUACGAUCCCUUGCUGUCCCCCCAGUUCCUUCAGACCGAAAUCCCCGCUCCCGCUCAUGCCAUUGCCGCUGUCCGAUCCGGCCGCAACCAGGCAAUUGAGAUCAUUGAGCAACGCGAUGACCGUCUUCUGGUUGUCGUCGGUCCGUGCUCCAUCCAUGACCCUGCCACGGCCCUCGAGUAUGCAGCUCGCCUGAAGGAACUCUCCACGAGACUUUCCUCCGACCUCUGUGUCAUCAUGCGCGCCUACCUGGAAAAGCCCCGCACCACGGUGGGAUGGAAGGGAUUGAUCAACGACCCGGACAUUGAUGAGUCCUACAACAUCAACAAGGGACUUCGGGUCUCCCGUCAGCUGUACGCCGAUCUCACCAGCAUGGAGAUGCCCAUCGCAAGUGAGAUGCUGGAUACCAUUUCCCCCCAGUACCUUGCAGACCUCAUCUCGCUCGGAGCCAUCGGUGCCCGCACAACCGAGUCGCAGCUCCACCGUGAACUGGCCUCGGGUCUGAGUUUCCCCAUCGGCUACAAGAACGGUACCGAUGGAAACCUGACUGUUUCGAUCGAUGCCAUCGGCGCCGCGGCUCACUCCCACCGCUUCCUCGGUGUGACCAAGCAGGGCCUCGCUGCCAUCACAAAGACUUCUGGCAAUGAGCAUGGCUUCGUGAUCUUGCGUGGCGGCAGCAAGGGUACCAACUACGACCGCGAGAGCAUUCGUGGUGCCCGUGAGGCCUUGCGCUCCAAGAAGCAGCGGGAGGUGGUCAUGGUGGAUUGCUCGCACGGUAACUCGAACAAGAACCACCGCAACCAACCCCUGGUCGCCAAGGAAAUCGGCGACCAGCUUCGCGAAGGUCAGGAUGCGCUGGUUGGCGUCAUGAUCGAGUCCAACAUCAAUGAGGGUAACCAGAAGGUGCCCGCCGAGGGCCCGUCGGGCCUGCGCAAGGGAGUCAGCAUCACGGAUGCUUGCAUUGAUUGGGACACGACCGUCAGCGUCCUGGAGGACCUGGCUGAUGCCGUCCGUGCUAGACGGGCCGUUAAGGCGUCUGGCAAGGCCAAUGGCAACUAGAUGACAAGCCACAAUACUACCAAAAGAAAAAAGCGCGAAUUUUCCUUUGUUCCAAAAUGAUGCUUUAGAUACCAUUAAUAGUGUCUCUUUUCUUGUUUGUCUUUGAGCUUCGGUUUCGGCAAUUGGCAUUUAGAUGACAUUCUCUAGGAGCCAGAUGGUGGUGACGUUGGGAAG
Messenger RNA from Aspergillus steynii IBT 23096, 1501 nucleotides. RefSeq names its product 3-deoxy-7-phosphoheptulonate synthase. Lineage: Eukaryota; Fungi; Ascomycota; Eurotiomycetes; Eurotiales; Aspergillaceae. Gene Ontology annotation, molecular function: 3-deoxy-7-phosphoheptulonate synthase activity. Gene Ontology annotation, biological process: aromatic amino acid biosynthetic process. The record is from RefSeq and is a predicted model, not a curated record. The transcript is spliced from 3 exons. Gene Ontology annotation, cellular component: cytoplasm. The coding region runs from base 221 to 1327 and encodes 368 amino acids.